Clavispora lusitaniae ATCC 42720 is the source of this 1332-nucleotide messenger RNA. RefSeq lists its product as uncharacterized. Gene Ontology annotation, molecular function: protein binding. NCBI's taxonomy places the organism in Eukaryota, Fungi, Ascomycota, Pichiomycetes, Serinales, Metschnikowiaceae. The record is from RefSeq and is a predicted model, not a curated record.
AUGCAUCAACCAUUGAAAGCCUGGUUUUACUUACUCUCUGAAUUCCUAAAUUUAAUAUGUCUCUCUCAAAACAUUAAAGAAAACGUCUCUCAGACCUGUUUAAUGAAGAUACCUGCGUUCAAGUCAUCCACUAUUAGAAACGUUAUUAGACACCUGGUGUUAUAUGCACACCAACAUCUACACUUAUCCAUCCAUCAUCAUCAUCUCCUGCACAUAAUCCAAGUCAACAUGUCUUCUUCUUUUCUCCGUUCGUGGCUGGCCCCAGCAGAUACAUGGACGCUUUCUUUGCGGCGUUUCGAAGGCGCCUCUGGCGCUGCCAUAGCUGUAUCCACAAGCAGCGGCGGCUUAACGCUUCUUUCCGCGGAGUUAAGCCCAGUUGGAAGUAUUUCCGCCCAUGAAGCCAGCAUCUCCGGCAUCACCAAAGUGGACGAGCUGACGCUUGCGUCGUCCUCUUCAGAUGGCGUGAAGGUAUGGGACUUGAGACAGGCCAGUUCGAAGCCGCAGUUUUCGCUCAGCAGCGCCCGCAAAUCCAAUUUUUUGUCGAUUGCCUGUUCAGGCACCACGCUAGCAGCCGGAACAGAGUUGGCGGGCCAAGACGCAGAGCUCUAUGUUUGGGACUUGCGCAACACGGAGUCGCCUUUGCGCUUGUUUGCCGACUCCCACCACGACGAUAUCUCCAGCGUCAAUUUCCACCAAAGCUUACCGUAUGUGGUGUCUGGAUGCACAGACGGGAAUGUUCUUGUGCAGAAACUCGACGAACCUGACGAGGACGAGGCAUUGCACCAGGUGAUUCCGUUUGCAUCGGUGCAUUCGUGCUCUUUUCUGAAGCCCAACCGUAUUUCCGUACUUUCGCAUAUGGAGACACUUGCGUUCUUCGAACUCAACAGCACAGACUAUGAGACGCACGAGGAGCCUCCUGCUCACGAAUUGGGCGACGUACGCGCUAUUUGGCCCGACUGCGAGUAUGUGGUGGACAUUUACCAAGACUACGCAGCGUUUGGGGCCAAUCUGCGCAAUUCGCUUAGUAUUGUGCCUUUUGAUGCGGCGACAGAAAAGUUUGAUCUUGGACGGCGCGUGGCUUUUCCAGAUGCACAUGGCUCGGAGGUGGUUCGUGACGUUCUUCUUUGGGGCGAAACGGUAUAUUCUGCUGGUGAAGAUGGCCUAGUCAAGGCUUGGAGGAUGCCGGAAGACACAGAAGACAAAGAGACAAAGAACCGGGAUAAAAAGAGAAAGGAACAGGAGAAGCACCGCAGGAAACAAGGACUCAGAAGCAAGAACGGUGAGAAACGCGAGAAACUGGAUCGUAAAGCCAACCGCUUCAAGCCAUACUAG